Zophobas morio is the source of this 960-nucleotide messenger RNA. RefSeq lists its product as uncharacterized. The coding region runs from base 86 to 838 and encodes 250 amino acids. NCBI's taxonomy places the organism in Eukaryota, Metazoa, Arthropoda, Insecta, Coleoptera, Tenebrionidae. The transcript is spliced from 3 exons. The record is from RefSeq and is a predicted model, not a curated record.
UUUUCAUGUGGAGUAAGUCCAGCACUUUGUCGGUACUUGGUGGAGACUGGUGCGACAGUAUCUAAAAAAAUAAAAAAAAAUCAACAUGUUCGGCGGAUCUAUUGCAUCAACGGAUUUCCAACUAAUUAAAAGGCGCCUAAAAAAUUUCGCCAAAGAACUCAGAGACUUGGGCGCCAAGCAGCUGACAUCUCGUGAAGAGCGCCGUCUGCUUGAAAGAUAUCUAGAGAUUAUUUACAUUAUUGAGUGCAAGAAAGGCAAGAUUUCUCCAAACGAAUACGAAAAGUUGUGGGCCAAGGUAGACGAAUUUCGACAAACUCUUCAGCAUUUUGGAUUUUUUGAAAUGGAACCACCGACGAACAGAGAGGUCGAUGAACCAGACAAACAGGUGGAAGAAAACAAGCAUAAUUUAAGGUCCGCCACAGCAGGAAAGGGUGGCGAAGAACAUACAGAAAAGAGCGAUUCGUCUAACCCCAGUGAUGAGUACUUUGAAAUCAAAACCCACCUGGAAAAUUUGAUAACAUUUUCUAAGAAUGUGGAUUCUGUAAGUACAGAGGAUUGGUUAAUACAACAAAAACAACUUUUUGCAAAUAUAACACAGAACAAACUUCUUUCUGACAAAGAACGCAUUGAGUUGUUAACUUUAUGCAACCAACAUAAAACGGUCCUUGAAAGUACAAAAAGAAAGGCCAAGGAUGAGGACCUACUGGAACAUUAUGUUGCCACAGGUACACAACAUUAUAAAACGUUUUCUACAAAUUAUUCCGUGCAGAACUCUGGGUCUUGGAGCAAACCCUCCGGUGAUUCUAAAUCAAGUAGGGGAACUAGGGGCUUGUUGUAACAGGGGUAAGUUGUAACACUAAAUUUUUACCCACAAUUUAAACUCUUUAACGUCAGGUAUUUUACUGAAUUUAAUUCUUGCACCAUAAGACAUCAUGUCAUCACAACCACUGUUCCUUGAGC